CCUGACAGGAUUUUAUUCCAGCCAUGGAGAGUCAGAGAGUCCUGUCAUCUUACAGGAAGCGUUUCGGGCCCCAGGGGGCCGGCAGCGUGGGUGGGGGCGUGCGGCUCAGCAGUCUCUCCUCCAGCCGCUUCUCCCUCCAUGGGAGUCCCCGCCACAUGACCCACUCCAGCACCAUUUCCCAUCUCUCCCUGGGGUCGGCUGGAGGGGCCCUGCUCCUGGGGACCCCUGGGAACCGGCUGGACUUCUCGGCUGACUCACUCCUCAAGGCCCAAUACCGGGAGACGCGCACCAACGAGAAGGUGGAGAUGAUGGGUCUGAACGACCGCUUCGCCAGCUUUAUAGAGAAGGUGCGCUUCCUGGAGCAGCAGAACACGGUGCUGGUGACGGAGCUGACCCAACUGAGGGGGAAGGAGCCCAGCCGUCUGGGGGACAUCUUCCAGGAGGAGCUGAGGGAGCUGCGCAGGCAGGUGGACGGACUCAGCGCUGGGAAGGCCCGGCUGGAGAUAGAGAGGGACAACAUGGCUGCUGACGUGGCCACGCUCAAACAGAGACUGCAAGAUGAGAUGGUUCUUAGACAGGAUGCAGAGAGCAAUUUGAACGCCUUUAGACAGGAUGUGGAUGAGGCGUCUCUGAACCGUGUCCAGUUGGAGAGGAAGAUAGACGCACUGCAGGAUGAGAUUGCCUUCCUCAAGAAGAUCCACGAGGAGGAGCUGCGUGAGCUGCAGGAACAGCUGAUAGCCCAGCAGGUCCAUGUGGAUGUGGACGUGUCCAAGCCAGACCUGACCGCUGCUCUGAGGGACAUCCGGGUCCAGUAUGAGUCCGUGGCCUCCUCGAACAUUCAGGAGACGGAGGAGUGGUACCGCUCCAAGUUUGCCGACUUGACCGACGCAGCUACUCGGAAUGCAGACGCCUUGCGAUUGGCCAAACAGGAGGGCAACGAGUACCGCCGGCAACUCCAGGCCAUGACCUGUGAUGUGGAGGCGCUCCGUGGAACAAACGAGUCUCUGGAGCAGCAGCUGCGUGAGAUGGAGGACCGUUUCUCCGUGGAGACGGCUGGUUACCAGGAUAUGGUGGGUCAUCUAGAGGAGGAGAUCCAGACUCUGAAGGAGGGGAUGGCCAGACACCUGCAGGAGUACCAGGACCUGCUCAACGUCAAACUGGCCCUGGACAUAGAGAUCGCUACCUACAGGAAGCUGCUGGAGGGAGAGGAGAGCAGGAUCACUGUUCCAAUGCAGAGCUUCUCCAACCUGCAGUUCAGAGAGACCAGUAUGGACACUAAGUUCUCUCCAGAGGCCCAUGUCAAGAGGAGCAUCAUAGUGCGGACUGUGGAGACUAGAGACGGGGAGAUCAUUAAGGAGUCUACAGCUGAGAGGAAGGAGAUUCCUGACAGUCCUUAAAGGACAUAAAUGGUGCUAGCUAUAUGUCUGUCAUACUGUCCCCACUCCCCAGUAACACUUAGAGGCCUUGCAUGAUAACGAUACCCUUUCCUGACCAGGCACCUCCCUCUUCUCCAAACCUCAAAGUCCCCCCAGUUGCAACCACCUCACCAUCCCCUUCCUCCCCUCUUCAUCAUCACCCCCAGACCAUGCUACAUCAUUAAAUACUUAGGAGUUGCAUUUUGUUGAAACAAAAAAAAAUCCCUCAUUGCAUCCUUGUUAGCAUUUUUGCCAAACAAUAUUAUUUUUGUAUUGCUGUAACUGGAGAUAGGCUUUAGUGCUGGGAAGUGUGGCCAUGCACCUUAGAAGGAAGGGUCUUGGACAACUACCCUUUGUGAUUAACAUACUUAAUGCUUGGAAAUGUAUAUUUUGUUCAGCUCAUAAUAGUGACAGAUCAGAGUGGGAAAUGUUCUCAUUGUGUUUGGAUAGUAGCCAGAGAGGAGGCCUUGAAAUGUAGUGAUUGAUAUUCAGCUAGUGGCAGGGGUCGUGCUGAAGUUGUGUGGUUUGAGUGGAUGUGACAAGUCAAGAGGAAAGUACAGUUGCUGGGGUUAGCAGUGGACAGGAUGGGUCUCAGACAAGGAAGAUGACGUGUGAAUGACAGUGCUUUUGGCAGAACUGUUGGUGAAAAGAAAGAAGCUGAUGUAACUCUCCUCUAGGGCCAAACACCAUAUCCAUUUCAUCCCUCCGUCAUACAAUCCCCCUCUGGAUGCAGUGUCUCUAGUUCCACUGUUUCAUUGCAACAUCAUAUUUGAACACUUGAACAGCGCCUGGGAACAUCCACUUACGCACCAGGGGUGAGAGAGACAGGACGGAGGUGAGACGGAGUAUUGACGAGACCCUUACCUCUGAAAUCCCCUGUUCCUCCCCCAGCCCCAUCUCUGGAGUGUCAGUGAUUGUAGAGAGACACAGAAGAGGGUGUUGCUGAGAUAGCUUGGUGCUGGUGGAGCGGGUGGGGUUACACGGUGUCUCCCUGAUGACAGCCCUCUCCAAGAAACACUGGGGGGUGGGGGCUUGGAGG
This is a messenger RNA of Oncorhynchus tshawytscha (Chinook salmon), 2454 nucleotides long. RefSeq names its product glial fibrillary acidic protein-like. The transcript has 9 exons. Bases 24 to 1397 code for a protein of 457 amino acids. Gene Ontology annotation, biological process: regulation of chaperone-mediated autophagy; intermediate filament organization. The record is from RefSeq and is a predicted model, not a curated record. Lineage: Eukaryota; Metazoa; Chordata; Actinopteri; Salmoniformes; Salmonidae. Gene Ontology annotation, cellular component: cytoplasm; cell projection; intermediate filament. Gene Ontology annotation, molecular function: structural constituent of cytoskeleton.